GCUGUAGUAUAAGACAUACUUUUGUGGAUUUGUGGAAGGGACCGAGUUUUAUUUAAAAGUCGCCCGUUUUUUUAUCAGCUGCGGGCGCUAAUCAUGGAGAUGCAAAGGUGGAGCACCAGGUGGAAAACGAAAAGGUGGCUAUGGGAUUCAACGCUAAUCGCUGUGGUCGCGUUAAUUUUAAUUCUACAAGCUGGCAGUGUUAGAGCAGCUGAACCAGUAGACGUACUGAAGGCUCUAGACUUCCAGAGCUCCCCUGAAGGAGUACAGAAAACAACAGGCUUCUGCAGAAAUCGGAAAGGAUCCAAACCCGACGCGGCUUACAGAGUGGGGAAACAGGCUCAAAUCAGCGCUCCAACCAAACAGCUCUUCCCAGGAGGAGUUUUCCCAGAAGAUUUCUCCAUCCUGUUUACCAUCAAGCCCAAGGCUGGCCUCCAGUCCUUCCUGCUGUCCGUGUACAACCAGCAAGGCAUCCAGCAGCUCGGCGUGGAGGUGGGCCGUGCCCCCGUCUUCCUGUAUGAGGACCAGCAUGGCAAGCCCGCCCCGGAGGAGUACCCCCUGUUCCGCUCCAUCAACCUUGCUGACGGCAAAUGGCAUCGUGUAGCUGUCAGUGUGGAGAAGAAGACCGUCACCAUCAUCGUGGACUGUAAGAAGCAGGUGACCAGGCCGCUCGCUAGAAGCGACCAGGCUGUCAUCAACACAGAAGGCAUUACUGUCUUUGGAACCAGAAUCCUGGAUGAGGAAGUCUUUGAGGGUGACAUCCAGCAGCUGCUGAUAGUGGCAGACCCCAGAGCAGCCUAUGACUACUGUGAACACUACAGCCCUGACUGUGAAACCCCCAACCACCACGACACCCCCCAGGCUCAGGAACCUGAGGAAGAGUACACUAACUAUGAAUAUGGUGAGUUCUAUGACUACAGUGAAGGAGAGGUAACCACUGACGCUCCCCCAACUGAAGGAGUCAAGAUUGAGGCAAAUGUGGGUGGAGAUUACUACACGGGUGAGUAUGACUACAACCCAGUGGACGGAAGUCAGCCUGAAACCCCCACUGAGACUACAGGACAAGGCCAGAGCUAUGAUGGGGAAAUAGUGGAUGAUUACAUCACCGGUGUGGAACAGGUCGGGGUGGACCCCACUGCUGCUGUUGAAACCGCUGCCCCGGUGGACCCCCAAGAGAAUGUGGAUCCUGCAACCGAUGUGUAUGAGUUUAAGGAAUACGACCUGAAGGAAUAUGACCACAAAGAGAUUGUAGAGAAGCCAUACGACUAUGGUGAUUAUGGCGAUUAUGGCACUGCUGAUGCUAAGCCUACACCUGCAGCAUAUGACGAAUUUGGUCCUGGGGUUCCAGCGGAGACGGACAUCAGAGAGAGCAACGUGGGUGGGGGUCACAGCUACCUGGGAGAAAAAGGAGAGAAGGGUGAACCUGCCGUCAUUGAGCCUGGGAUGCUUAUAGAAGGACCCCAAGGAGCCCCCGGCCAAGCAGGUGUUCCUGGUACCCCAGGAUUGCAGGGUCCUCCAGGUCCCCAUGGAGAUCCCGGUGAGAGGGGUCCUCCGGGGCGUCCUGGUAUUCCUGGUUCAGAUGGUGUCCCUGGGCCUCCAGGUACCGUUCUGAUGCUUCCAUUCCGUGCGGGUGGUGAGUCACACAAAGGACCUGUGGUUUCAGCCCAGGAAGCUCAGGCUCAGGCCAUCCUUUCUCAGGCUAGGCUGGCGAUGAGAGGUCCCCCCGGGCCAGCGGGCAUGACAGGAAGAUCUGGUCCUGUGGGAAGUCCUGGUUCUGCCGGACUUAAAGGUGACGGUGGCGACUCUGGACCACAGGGACCCAGAGGUCUUCAGGGUGCAACUGGUCCACCAGGAAAAGCAGGAAAGAGGGGUCGUAAUGGAGCCGACGGUGCUCGAGGAAUGCCAGGAGAGGCAGGCACCAAGGGCGACAGAGGUUUUGACGGCCUCCCUGGUCUUCCUGGAGAAAAAGGACAUAGAGGAGAACAUGGAUCUACAGGCCCUCCAGGACCUCCAGGAGAGGAUGGCCCCAGAGGUGAAGAUGGCCAGGUUGGACAGAGAGGUGUGGCUGGCGAGAGUGGACCUCGAGGUUUGCUUGGCCCCAGAGGGUCUGCAGGUCCUGGAGGCCAGCGUGGUCUUCCUGGACUUGAUGGGCAAGCUGGUCCCAAAGGAAACAUGGGUCCACAAGGAGAGCCUGGGCCUCCUGGGCAACAGGGUAUGCCUGGUCCACAUGGUCUUAUUGGUCCUCAAGGUCCGAUCGGGCCUCCUGGUGAUAAAGGACCUCAAGGGAAACAAGGCUUGGCUGGCCUGGGUGGUGCUGAUGGCCCUCCUGGUCACCCAGGAAAAGAAGGUCCUGCAGGCGAGAAAGGAGCAAGCGGUCAUCCUGGUCCUAUGGGAUCCAUCGGCUACCCCGGGCCUCGUGGUGUGAAAGGUGCUGAGGGAAUUAGAGGCCUUAAAGGUGGCAAAGGAGAAAAGGGAGAGGAUGGAUUCCCUGGCUUCAAAGGUGACAUGGGCCUCAAGGGUGACAAGGGGGAGUCCGGAGUUUUAGGAGUCAGAGGAGAGGACGGCCCCGAGGGCCCCAAAGGCAAGUCAGGACCCAACGGAGAAUCAGGACCCAUAGGAUUAGCUGGAGAAAAGGGAAAACUUGGAGUCCCUGGAUUGCCUGGAUACCCUGGCCGACAAGGCUCCAAGGGCUCCAAUGGCUUCCCUGGAUUCCCCGGGGCGAAUGGCGAGAAGGGAGCAAGGGGAAUCGCCGGCAAAGCUGGCCCUAGAGGGCAACGUGGCCCAACGGGUCCACGUGGUGGACGUGGUGCAAGAGGACCAACCGGAAAGCCAGGAGCAAAGGGCACCUCAGGCAAUGAUGGAGCAGGGGGUCCACCAGGAGAGAGGGGACCUCAAGGACCACAGGGACCCGUCGGUUUCCCUGGACCUAAAGGACCCAAUGGCCCAGCAGGAAAAGAUGGACUGCCCGGUCACCCCGGACAGCGAGGAGAGACGGGCUUCCAAGGAAAAACAGGACCCCCAGGACCCGGAGGGGUGGUUGGACCACAGGGCCCAACUGGAGAGACAGGACCCAGCGGAGAGCGAGGACAUCCAGGCUCUCCUGGUCCACCUGGUGAGCAGGGUCUACCUGGAGCUGCUGGAAAAGAGGGUGGAAAGGGUGAUCCAGGUGGUCAGGGUCCUGGUGGCAAGUCAGGACCCUCUGGUCUGAGGGGCUUCCAGGGGACAAGAGGUCUUCCAGGGGGCAUGGGUCCAGCUGGCUUAAAGGGAGGAGAAGGGCCUCAGGGUCCCCCCGGCCCCAUCGGUUCUCCUGGAGAGAGAGGUGCUGCUGGCCCUGGAGGUCCCAUUGGUUUGACAGGACGUAAUGGACCCCAAGGACCACCUGGCCCUGCUGGAGAAAAAGGAGGCCCUGGAGAGAAAGGUCCCAUGGGUCCUGCUGGCCGUGAUGGCAUCCAAGGUCCUGUCGGUCUUCCUGGUCCCGCUGGUCCUCAGGGUCCCCCCGGAGAAGACGGUGACAAGGGAGAAGUUGGUGGACCUGGACAGAAGGGAAGCAAAGGAGACAAGGGAGAACUUGGUCCACCAGGCCCAAGUGGUCUGCAGGGUGUCCUCGGAGCUCCUGGUCCAGCUGGCAGCGAUGGUGAGGCUGGACCGAGAGGACAGCAGGGCAUGUUUGGCCAGAAAGGAGACGAAGGAGCCAGAGGAUUCCCCGGUCUACCAGGACCCAUCGGACUGCAGGGUUUGCCCGGCCCUCCUGGCGAGAAGGGAGAGAACGGAGAUGUUGGCGCUAUGGGUCCACCUGGUCCUCCUGGCCCCAGAGGUCCUCAGGGUAACAGCGGAGCCAGUGGCGCUCAAGGUCCUCCUGGUGGCAUUGGUGCAAUGGGAGGUGUCGGUGAGAAGGGAGAAACUGGUGAAGCUGGUAACCCAGGAUCACCUGGAGAGCCCGGUAUCGGAGGAUCCAGAGGAGAGACUGGUGAAAAGGGAGAAUCAGGCCCACCCGGAGCUGCUGGACCCGCAGGAGCCCGCGGACCCCCUGGAGAUGACGGUCCCAAGGGCAACCCCGGUCCUGUCGGCUUCCCAGGAGAUCCUGGUCCCCCUGGUGAACCUGGUGCUGCUGGUCUUGACGGUUUAGCCGGUGACAAAGGAGACGACGGAGAUGCUGGACAACCUGGCCCUCCAGGUCCAUCUGGUGAAGCUGGAGUACCAGGACCUCCGGGCAAGAGGGGACCUGUUGGACAAGGAGGACAGGAGGGCAGACAAGGAGAAAAGGGAUCCAAGGGAGAAGCUGGAGCCGAGGGGCCUGUUGGAAAAACUGGUCCUGUGGGACCUCAGGGACCGGCUGGAAAGUCAGGUGCUGAGGGACUGCGUGGAAUCCCUGGCCCUGUUGGUGAGCAAGGUCUGCCUGGUGCUUCUGGUCAAGACGGCCCUCCUGGACCUAUAGGACCCCCUGGACUUCCUGGUAUGAAAGGUGACUCUGGAUGGAAGGGAGAGAAGGGUCAUCCAGGUCUUAUCGGUCUGAUUGGACCUCCUGGGGAGUUCGGAGAGAAGGGAGACAGAGGAUUGCCUGGACCUCAGGGUACUGCAGGAGGCAAGGGUGAUGGUGGUGCCCCUGGUUCUCAAGGUCCUCUCGGCCCUCCUGGUCCCCCUGGUAUUUCUGGACCCGCAGGACAGAAAGGUUCCAAGGGAUCAACUGGUACAUCCGGUCAGAAGGGAGACACUGGAAUGAUUGGACCACCUGGAGCACCUGGUCCACCUGGUGACAUCAUCCAGCCACUGCCCAUUCAGCAGUCUGGCAGAAAGACCAGGCGGCAGGCUGAGAUGCAGGGAGACGAGGCGCUGGCAGACUACGGCGUAGAUGGCGUCGGUAUGGAGGGAAUGGAGGACGUCUUCGGAUCCCUCAACAACCUCAAACAGGACAUCGAGCGCAUGAAGUUCCCCAUGGGCACCCAAGACAAUCCUGCCAGGAGCUGCAACGACCUGCACCUCAGCCAGCCUGACUACCCAGAUGGUGAAUACUGGAUUGAUCCAAACCAGGGCUGCAUCGGAGACUCCAUCAAAGUGUUCUGUAACUUCACAGCAGGCGGGGAAACGUGCAUCUACCCAGAUAAGAAAUCCACAGGAGUAAGAAUAUCCAACUGGCCUAAGGAAGCUCCAGGUUCAUGGUUCAGUGAAUUUAAACGUGGCAAAAUUCUGAACUAUGUCGACAUGGCAGAAAACACCAUCAACACAGUGCAGAUGACCUUCCUGAAGCUGCUGAGCUCCUCGGCACGACAGAACUUCACCUACAUCUGCCAUCAGUCUGUGGCCUGGUACGACGCCAAGGCUGACAACUACGACAAGGCGCUGCGCUUCCUGGGCUCCAACGAUGAGGAGAUGUCUUACGACAAUAAUCCCUUCAUCAAGCCGCUGACGGACGGCUGCUCGCUGAAGCAGGGCUAUUCAAAGUCAGUGAUGGAGAUCAACACUCCCCGCAUCGACCAGUUGCCCAUCAUUGACGUCAUGCUGAAUGACUUUGGGGAUUCCAACCAGAGGUUUGGCUUCGAGGUCGGCCCCGUCUGUUUCCUCGGCUAGACACGCCCCUACGCCCCGCUGAAGGACAGGGUCAGAGGGUACAUAUUAACACCCACAUGCUGAGAUUCGACAACCUUUACCUUCUCUCCCCGCGAAGCAAAAGAAACCCCAGUGUUUUCUUUUUUUGCCGAGAAGAUCCACUCAAGCCCGGAGAAGAAGAAGAAAUGCCCCUCGGCCCUGUCAUGAAAGCGCUGACCAGGGGAAACUACUCCUCGCCCUUGUAGGGCCGGAAUCACAUGACUUUAACUUACAUGUACUAAUGGGAGUGACAUCAGGAAAAGGACAUUUGAUGCCGUGGCGGACAGUGGCGCACUUUCAGCAACAGAGAGAGGAUCCACUCACCCCAAGCCCCAUCCUCCCUUGUCCUUCCCCUCCCACCACGCCUCCCUCUCUGGAUGCUUCAGGUGCUGCUCUGAAUACAACCACAGAGGUGCUUUUGUGCAGAAUCACAAAACACUCAAGGUGCUAAAAAAAAGUGCUUUUUGAUAAAACUGUAAUUAUUAUUAUUAUUUUGUACAAUAUUGUUCCUUUCCGAAUCCACUCUAAAAAACUUGCAUGUGCCCCAGCUGUUAGUUUAAAUAAGUAUUUGGUAAACUAUAUAGAAAUAAAUCCAAUGAAUAUAUUUGAUGUGUGUUAAAAAACUAAAUUGCAAAGAAAUAUGUCCUUUUUCAAACAUUCAAAUUUGUAAGUACAAGAUAAUCCUUUUGUAAAUAAUAUAACUUUUUAUGAGAGCAAACACGACUGGAACAAAACACCUAAUUCUAAAAGCAUUUUUUUUCCCAAGACAUACCAGUUGGUAUGCCCAUCAGGAUAUUAAGCCAUAAUAAAAUGAGAUAGUAAUAUAAAUAUUGUAAGAAAGGGCUUAUUCUUCCAAACUUUAUUCACCCAGAUGUUAUAUUGUUUCUGUUUCUUCAACCAUGUUUAUAUUUUGAUAACAAUCAAGUAUGAACAUAUUUGUGGUGACUAACUUACAAAGAAAACAUUUUUUGUGAAGUUAAAUUGGUCCAAUUGUUGGUUUAUUUUUUCAAAAUUGACCAAAAAAGCCCUAUUGAUUUUCUUCUUUGUAACAAUGAACAAAAUGUUUUCUUGUGCCUUGAAUUGUUAAAAAAUAUUAAAACUGGAUUCUGAAAAA
Messenger RNA from Centropristis striata (black sea bass), 6694 nucleotides. Its product is annotated as collagen alpha-1(XI) chain-like. Lineage: Eukaryota; Metazoa; Chordata; Actinopteri; Perciformes; Serranidae. Gene Ontology annotation, molecular function: extracellular matrix structural constituent; heparin binding. The transcript is spliced from 67 exons. The coding region runs from base 94 to 5562 and encodes 1822 amino acids. The record is from RefSeq and is a predicted model, not a curated record.